This is a messenger RNA of Perognathus longimembris pacificus (Pacific pocket mouse), 2039 nucleotides long. RefSeq names its product LIM domain only 2 (gene Lmo2). The record is from RefSeq and is a predicted model, not a curated record. Gene Ontology annotation, molecular function: transcription coactivator activity; DNA-binding transcription factor binding. Gene Ontology annotation, cellular component: nucleus. Gene Ontology annotation, biological process: positive regulation of transcription by RNA polymerase II. The transcript has 5 exons. Lineage: Eukaryota; Metazoa; Chordata; Mammalia; Rodentia; Heteromyidae. The coding region runs from base 565 to 1041 and encodes 158 amino acids.
GAACCACAGUCCUUAGAUGUUAGCCUCCUGAGUCGGGUUACAGGCGUGAACCACCGGCGCCCCUCUUAUCUUUUUUCUUGCUUGAGCUGACGGGCUGGUUAGUUUCAGCCUUAGUUAAACCAAAAGGGGAAACACAGUCGGGGGGCGGGGGGGGGGGGGGGGGCUCUGAAGAAGGAUUUUGUGGCAGCCCGGCCUGCUAGAUCUCCAAGGAGAGGAAAAAGGAAAUGAAACCAGAGACAGAGGGAAGCUGAGCGAAAAUAGCCCUUCCCGAGAGAGGAGGAAGCCGGGGGACCGGGGGAGAGACGCGCGGUCCCCUCCCCGCCCCCAGGCCGCCGCCCCCUCUCGGCCCUCGCCGGGCGAGCGGCGCGCUGCGACCCCGCCAGAGGAAGCGCGGUGACUGUCCUUGAGCGCGGAGGGGCGAGCUCGCCACCGGAGCGCCCGAGCAAAAGGAGGCGCCGGAGCGGCGGCGCCCGAGCACCGGAGGGGGUCCGAGUCCCAGCCGCCGGUCAGCCCCGCGCCACAAAGGGAGCGCCCCCGCCGCCCGGCACCCCGCCGCCCUCCCCAAUGUCCUCGGCCAUCGAGAGGAAGAGCCUGGAUCCGUCCGAGGAGCCAGUAGAUGAGGUACUGCAGAUCCCCCCAUCUCUGCUGACAUGUGGAGGCUGCCAGCAGAACAUCGGGGAUCGCUACUUCCUGAAGGCCAUCGACCAGUACUGGCAUGAGGACUGCCUGAGCUGCGACCUCUGUGGCUGUCGCCUUGGCGAAGUGGGCCGGCGCCUCUACUACAAACUGGGCCGAAAGCUGUGCCGCAGAGACUACCUCAGGCUGUUUGGCCAAGAUGGUCUCUGUGCUUCCUGUGACAAGCGGAUCCGUGCCUAUGAGAUGACCAUGCGAGUGAAAGACAAAGUGUAUCAUUUGGAGUGCUUCAAAUGCGCUGCCUGUCAGAAGCAUUUCUGUGUUGGCGACCGAUACUUGCUCAUCAACUCUGACAUCGUGUGUGAACAGGACAUCUACGAGUGGACUAAGAUCAAUGGGAUGAUCUAGGCCAGAGUCCCUGAGCAUCUUUGCAGGGAGUGUCCCCUGAAGGCACUGUCACCAUAGGGUCUUCAUGCUUAGGCACUUUUGGAGACUUGAGGGUGGGGUAAGGUAUUUCUUAAGAGAUAGUGGACCUCUAUUGGGCACUAAGACAUAGCAAUUUAGUGACACCAUGGAAGGGUCAUCACUAAUGUGUGUGACAAAAGAAUCAGUCCUUAGAGAAAACGUGGUAGGAACUGCCAUUAUUAGUGGGAGAAAGGAAUAUAUGGGGGCCAGCUGGAACUGUGCCAUCAUGAUGGCAUUUCCCAUCUACAUGUAGGAGCUCUUUGUUAAGACUUGAUAGUCACUGAUGAGUACAAACUAGAGAUGUACAAUUGAUUUCUUUUCUUCCCACCUUCUGUAUACAGCCCUGUCCCAUCACUGUUCUCCACACAAGGAAGGACAGAGGAGAGUGACCAUCUUCCUGUCCUUGGUCUUAAGCUUUGGAUCUAAUGGAACUGCAUGGAGACACAUUUCAGUUGGGAAUGGAAAACACAUCUUUUAACCAAACAAAUAUUUAAAACAUGUCUGAUGAAUCACUGUAUUUAGAUACCUUCGUUUUGAGAUGAGGCGUUCCACAGAUUGUUUCUAUACAGAUGUAAAUCUAAAAAAAAAAAUCCCUCAAAAUUGUUCACCUAUUUUAUUAUCUUAGAUUAUAUCAAAGUAUUUGUUGUGUGUAGUAAAAAAAAAAAAAAAGACCGAAGACUUAAUAAAAAUGACUGACUGAAAUGCAACAUUGUUUAUUCAGUAAUGACUUCCCUUUGGGAAUCACAGGGAAAUGGUUUUUCUUUUUCUGUUAGUAGGGUGAAGUUACUAAGCAAUUUAUUUGUAGGUCAAAUAAAAACUUUCAUUUGUUGCAAAGGUUUAUAUGAGAUUUAUAUAGGUUUCUAUAUAGCUGGCAAUUAUAUAACAGGUCAUCAAGUAGUGUAGAGGGGUGUAGAAUAAUUAAAUUGUUAUUGUAAAAUGUG